Malus domestica (apple) is the source of this 1823-nucleotide messenger RNA. RefSeq lists its product as uncharacterized. Gene Ontology annotation, biological process: translational termination. NCBI's taxonomy places the organism in Eukaryota, Viridiplantae, Streptophyta, Magnoliopsida, Rosales, Rosaceae. Gene Ontology annotation, molecular function: translation release factor activity. The record is from RefSeq and is a predicted model, not a curated record. Gene Ontology annotation, cellular component: chloroplast.
AUCGUGGGUUGGUGUGAGGUUUAUGAAAGUCCCAAAUAAAUUCAUCAUCCUUGUUUGACAAUAUUAGAGAACGUGAUACUUAAUUUCUAGACAUUUCAACAAAUGGUUAAAAUAAUUUACCCACAAUUAAAGACCAAUCUAGCUGAUGAGAUCUAGUUCCCUGAUCAGCUAAAGGAAACGGGUGAACCUAAAUAUUUUGGAUAAAUGGUUUUAGUCGAGCGAACUUAAAAGUGAGGGGCAAAAUGUAAAGUUAAAUGAUAAAUGUAAAGUUUAACAAAAACCAAAAUGUGGGGAACUUAAAAGUGAGGGGCAAAAAGUAAAGUUAAAUGAUAAAUGCAUUUAAGGGUAAAUGUAAAAGAUUAACUAAAAUGUGGGUGUAAAUAAAUAUUCCCUUAAAUUAAAAGAAAAUCGGAGGCAAGGCCCAGGGAUUGAAAAGUAUGCAAAGGGCAAGGCCCAAAGGGUGGGCGGCGGUGGCAAUAGGCAAUAGGGGUUUUGGAAACGAGGGGAGAAGAGAGAAUUCAGGGACAGAUGAUAAUGGCAGUGGCACUGUCAGGGUGGAAAUUGUGGUAUUCAUAUUCAUGGGGUUUAAGAGUAGUAGGGGGAGUAGGUGGUGUUUCAAGAAGCAGUGGCAGAGCAGCUGCUGCUGCUGUAACACUAAGAAGAAAGGAAAGCUUCAGCAACUGGGCGUGGUCCCAAAAACAUCCACCACCGCCACAAUCCUUCUUCUUCGUACGGUGCUCUAAGUAUGGAAGCAGCAGCAGCAGUAGCAGCGUCAGUGCUAGUAAUAGUAAUGGGCCUAAUGGCUCCAAUGUCGGAAAAAGAUAUCUGGAAUCUACGGACCAAGAGCUGAUGAGCCAGUGCCAAAUGGACACUUUCAAGACGUCUGGUCCGGGGGGUCAGCACCGUAACAAGCGAGAGUCUGCCGUACGCCUCAAGCACCUCCCCACCGGUAUUACUGCGCAGGCUGCGGAGGACCGAUCCCAGCAUAUGAAUCGUGCCUCAGCCUUGGCUCGCCUUCGCACUCUUAUAGCUCUCAAAGUCAGGAACACCGUCGAUCUCGAUGCUUACCCUCCUCGAGAGCUUCUUCAAAUUCUUCCCCCAAAGUCUACCAUCAGAGGCUCAGAUUGUGGUCCCCAAAUUGGUCCCAACAAUCCUAAGUUCAUUUUGGGAAUGCAAGCUCUGCUGGAUCUCAUUUUCACAGUUGACGGUUCUGUCUCAGAGACAGCAAAGUUCCUGGGGUUGAGCACAGGUGCUCUGUCGCGGUUAAUACUCUCGAAUGAUUCUCUCCGACUAGCAGUCAAUGAACUAAGGUUUUCCAAGGGUAUGAAGCCUCUCAAGUAGAAUUUGUCUGCUGGGAAAUACUUGUUUCAACUUUCAAGUACUAAUGUUUGCUUUCUCUUUUCCUUUUUUGAGAUACUGGUAUAUGCAGUUUAUGCACAGACAUUGUUUCGAGGCUAAAAGGAUGAAUGCGCUCUCAGCUUGUAUUCUUCGAGACAGCAAAGCUAGAAGAAAAGGCUUAGAUUCUUCGACACAGCAAAACUAGAAGAAAAGGCUUGUUGGUUCAUUUGGUUGGACGGUUGGACGGUUGGACCAUUGCUUCUAAUUGCCAUCGUUCAAUGUGUCUUUCAAAAGAAUAAACUAAUCAUAGGGUUGGGCUUACUGUUGCUCUUCAAAUUAAGUUUUGGAGUUCUUGAUAUUUUCGAUAAUUAAAUUUACAGAAGGAAUGCCUUUAGGAUGAACUGUGUGUGUUUGAGAUUGUACACUCACUUUAGGCUAUGUUUGGACGGGAGAUUUUUUAUCAAAUCUUAAGGGAUUGAGGCCAA